UUUAAAAUUGGAAAAAUAAAAUUACAAUGUGUUUGAAUGCGAACCAAAAGCCUUGUUGCGUGAUAAUUGCCCUGGUUGCGAUUUUUGUAGGAGUUAUAGAGACAUCUUAUGAGUGCUUUCAUUUAGCCUUGCAUGGAAUGAAUAAUUGGUUAGUGGCAGCAUUGAUCGCAUGGAUUCCCAUUUUUAUUGCUGCUAUAUUUCUGAUUAUUGGGGCACUCAGGGAAAUACCUAUUCUUCUGCUUAUCUGGGUAAUAGUGUCACUAAUAUGCGGAGCUGCUUUGAUAAUUAUAAAGAUCGGAUUGAUGAUAUACCUGAAUAGGCUUCGUAUGUAUCUAGAUAUUGUGGUCGCCAUUUUGAAUGUACUAUUUUUAAUGCUGGUCUUCGUUUGGGCGGCCUAUCCUUAUGCAUACAUGCGUGAUCUGAAGGAACAGCAAAAGAUUUGAUAUUAUCACAUGCGCGUAGACGGUGAAAAUAUGAAAUAUAUUGGCAGUGCUCAAAAUUAUUAAUUAACAUUUAAAAAAGAAUAGCCACAUCUCAAGCAAUAAACGUAAAGCCACCACGUGUGUCUGUCCGCUUUUACUAAAAAUCAAAAUACAGACUGUGCGAUAUUCCGACUUUGUUGCAUGACUUCAAUUUUUUAUUAAACAAAUAGCAGCCAGUGACCAGGGGAUGCGAAUUUGCAUAAAAUAACAGAGGCAAUAACAAUGGGUGACAACAAACCAAAUGCAAAUGGUAAACCGACCGCAAAUAGAAAGUGGAAAUCAAAUACAAAGCGCUACCGUUUAUUUCUGUGCUUUCGUAUCUCGGCACUUUCUGGCCGAUUUUUGGGUCUAUUGUGUUUAUUUUCGGGCGUCUAAUUUAAAUAAACAUUUGUUUGCACAAAGGCUUUAAUAUGUUUGGCAAAUGACUUCCUGAAUUGUGUGCUGCAUAUACCAGGGUACCAGCCCAACUGUUGGCUACUCGGAUUGCAUAAUCAGUGAGACAAAUGCCGUGGAUUAUGAAAUCCUUCGCUCACAGCCUGCAAGCCCAGCAGAAAACACGAGCACCGCGGAGACGCCACCGAGCUGUGCAACAAC
Drosophila sechellia is the source of this 1076-nucleotide messenger RNA. RefSeq lists its product as uncharacterized. The coding region runs from base 27 to 443 and encodes 138 amino acids. The record is from RefSeq and is a predicted model, not a curated record. The transcript has 4 exons. Lineage: Eukaryota; Metazoa; Arthropoda; Insecta; Diptera; Drosophilidae.